This is a messenger RNA of Leptosia nina, 1743 nucleotides long. NCBI's taxonomy places the organism in Eukaryota, Metazoa, Arthropoda, Insecta, Lepidoptera, Pieridae. The record is from the annotation of a GenBank genome assembly.
AUGAACUCUGACGUGCACCGUCAUCAGGCGCAUCCGCCGCUGUCGCAGCACGGUGUACACGCGGGCGGGCAAGGCGUGGGCCCCUGCGGCUGGUAUUCGGCGUCAGCUGCGCCGGCGCCGACAGCUCCCGCGAGGCUCAAGCGUGCGCAACCCCCACAUCAGCUACCGUCCGGAGUCGGUGUGAGCGGCAAUAAUGGUCCCCACGCUCCUCUCUCGCCCACCGCUUUGCAGAGCUCCAUUCAGCACAAUAAUGUGAUGUCGUCAUCGGUGCGUGCCCCUGCGCCGCCUGGCCCCGCCUCCUCGGCAAUGCACACCUCACAGACGGGUGUAAUCCCCAAGGGGCCCAGUGAUGUCCUGGUGAAUACUUCCAAUCAGAAUCCUCCGCCCGCAGCCAAUAGACUUGUUAAUAUGACUCAAUAUCCAUGGCACCAUGGUGCUAUAUCCCGUGAACGCGCUGAGGCGCUGCUGUCGGGUUCGCCGGAUGGAGUGUUUUUGGUGCGAGAGAGUACAAACUUCCCGGGAGACCACACUCUUUGCGUACGCUUCCGCGGGCGCGUGGAACACUAUAGAGUCAAGUGGGCGACCGUACCUGACAGCCAAAACCAACGUCUUACAAUUGAUGAUGAAGAAUUCUUUGACAACAUGACAGACCUCAUACAUCAUUAUUUGAAGGAUGCAGACGGGUUGUGCACGAAACUAGUACGGUGCCUACCCAAAGCGUCGCCAAAUGGUGCCAACAACAACAACGUACUGCAGCCGCCUUAUUCACCGCUACCUGCACAACCGCCGCCGUAUCCAGCAACUCCGAGCGUAUCGCACGCGCUCAGCUCGGGCCACUUCCCGCACGCGUACAACACUCAAGUUCCCGCAACAGAUCAGACCGACAGCGUCAUGCCCCCGCAGAAGUUUGUCGACGCCCGCUGGAUAAUAGCAGAACGCGACCUGGAGAUCCGCGAGAACAUCGGCAAGGGCGAGUUCGGCGAUGUGAUGCUUGGCAUAUUGAACGGCACGCAAAAAGUUGCCGUCAAAAUUCUGAAGGACAAAGAGGCAGCCAGCAAAUUUCGCGCUGAAGCUAGUGUUAUGGCAUCGUUGAAGCACGAAAAUCUAGUGCGACUACUCGGGUGCGUAGUGUUCAGUUCGAACGGCAGCACUUGCAUAGUGACGGAGCACUGCGCGCAGGGCUCCUUGCUUGAUUACCUACGCAGUCGUGGACGUCACUACGUUACGCAGCGGGAUCAGAUCGACUUUGCCUAUGACGCGUGCUGUGGUAUGGAGUACCUGGAACGCCAGCGCGUGGUACACAGAGAUCUAGCAGCGCGAAAUGUGCUGAUAUCGCAAGAGGGGACAGCCAAGGUGGCUGAUUUUGGCUUGGCGCGAAGCGACGCAGUGCCAGACGACCCCGCUGAUGCGUUACGCGUGCAAGCUAAACUGCCCAUCAAGUGGACUGCACCAGAAGCGCUUAAGUAUAACAAAUUCUCUAACAAAUCAGAUAUGUGGAGUUUUGGUAUUCUUCUCUGGGAGAUAUAUUCAUUUGGGAGAGUGCCAUACCCGAGAAUUCCAUUAGCGGAGGUAGUGCGACACGUAGAACGCGGCUACCGUAUGGAAGCGCCCGAGGGCUGUCCCACGGGACCCUACGAGGUUAUGCGUGCGGCCUGGCACGCUGACCCGACGCACCGACCCACUUUCGCACAGACCAGGCUGCGUCUUGCUGCCAUACGAGACGCUGCACAUGCGCACCAGUGA